Molecule: messenger RNA, 1019 nt
Organism: Brassica napus (rape)
Lineage: Eukaryota; Viridiplantae; Streptophyta; Magnoliopsida; Brassicales; Brassicaceae
Product: ras-related protein RABC1
Exons: 7
Coding region: 198-836 (212 amino acids)
Molecular function (GO): GTPase activity; GTP binding
Source: RefSeq, a predicted model, not a curated record
AUUUGCCAGUUUUUUCUAAAAUAAAACGGCAUCGCUCUCCCUCUUGACGUUAUAAAUUUCUGUGAUUUGUACGGCUUUCUUGCGACCUCUCCGCUUUUUACUCUACUUCGGUGUCAUUACUCAUUAUUCUACCAGAUCUCGAAGAGAACCCUAAAGUUUCUCAAUUUAUUCCGCAGAGUAAAGGUUCGGUUUUUUCAAUGGGUUCUUCAUCGGGGCAGCCCGAGUUUGAUUACCUGUUCAAAGUUUUGUUGAUCGGAGACUCUGGUGUUGGGAAAAGCUCCCUGUUGUUGAGUUUCACGUCCAAUACGUUUGAUGAUCUCUCUCCCACAAUCGGUGUGGAUUUUAAGGUCAAGUAUCUUACCAUUGGAGAGAAGAAACUGAAACUUGCGAUUUGGGAUACAGCUGGGCAAGAGAGAUUUAGGACACUAACAAGUUCGUAUUACAGAGGAGCUCAGGGCAUAAUAAUGGUAUAUGAUGUGACACGACGAGACACAUUCAAAAAUCUAUCAGAUAUAUGGGCUAAGGAAAUCGACCUCUACUCGACUAAUCAGGACUGCAUCAAGAUGCUUGUUGGGAAUAAAGUCGAUAAGGAGAGUGAAAGAGCUGUCUCUAAAAAGGAAGGCAUAGACUUUGCUCGGGAGUAUGGAUGUUUGUUUCUGGAGUGCAGUGCAAAGACUCGAGUCAAUGUUGAGCAAUGUUUUGAAGAGCUUGUUCUUAAGAUUUUGGAAACACCUAGUCUUACUACUGAAGGUUCGUCUGGAGGGAAAAAGAACAUAUUCAAACAAAAUCCAGCACAGACAAGCAGUACUUCAUCGAGCUACUGCUGCUCGUCUUAGACGUGACUUUACGGUUGUGACACUACUUUAAAUCUGGGAUCACUUAGUUGUCUUCAGAAAAAAGGUUCUUUUAACUUGAUCAUGCUGAAGAAAUAACUGAUGUAACUACUAGGUGGGAUCAAAAUCAGCCGAUGUUAAAAGUUAAAAUCACAUAAUACAACAAGACGUGUUUUUAAGGGUCUA